Molecule: messenger RNA, 3765 nt
Organism: Bicyclus anynana (squinting bush brown)
Lineage: Eukaryota; Metazoa; Arthropoda; Insecta; Lepidoptera; Nymphalidae
Exons: 2
Coding region: 1-3765 (1254 amino acids)
Molecular function (GO): nucleic acid binding
Source: RefSeq, a predicted model, not a curated record
AUGGAACACGCAAGACCUCCGGCAGAAUUGACAGUAGAAGGUGGCCCGGCCGCGCGAGCUGACGCGUGGCGUACGUGGCGAAGACUGUUUCUCGUGUUUCUUAAAGCAUCCGGAGUGGCGAAGGAGCCUGCUGACGUUCAGGCUAGCCUGCUGAUCAAUCUCAUAGGCCCGGCGGGGUACGAUGUGUACACUACGUUUAGUUAUGUCAAAGACGAGAAAGAAGACGACAUUGAGUGCUUAUUGAAAAAAUUCGAUGAACAUUUUGGUACGAAGCCGAAUGUAACAUUAGCGAGAUUUAAGUUUUUCACGCGAAACCAAGACACAUCAGAAACAAUCGAUCAGUACGUGACGUCACUGAGGCUACUCAGUCAACAUUGUGAGUUCAUGCAGCUGAGAGAUAGUUUAAUACGAGAUCGAAUCGUCUGUGGCAUAUCUAAUACCACGGUACGUGACCGGCUGUUGCGCACGGAUGAUUUGACCUUGGCUAAAGCCGUACAGAUUUGUGAGGCCGCUGAGAUGUCCAAGGAAGAGGGUCGGCUCAUCGAGGGUUCGACUGCCGAAUCGUCCGUGGACGCGAUUUGGAAGGAAUCUGUUCGAGGUGGCGGUUCGCGAGGUCGAGGCGGCGGCAGGCGAGCGCUGCGCGGGCGCGGCGCGCGGUACGGCGCCAGGCCGGCCGGCUGCGGCGCGUGCGGGAGCCCGCGCUGCGCGGGAGAUGUCGAGUGUCCAGCGCGAAGUGCUACCUGUUUUGUGUGUGGACGUGUGGGCCAUUUUCAUAAGUCGAAAAAGUGUUCAAGUCGUAAAGUGUUCGAUGUAAAUGUUGAUAGCUCUGAUGAAGAAGUGUUUUACAUUAAUAUUAUAAGCGAGGUUGCAAAGAACAGUUCGUGUAAGGAAUGGUUUGAAACCUUUGUAUGUAAUGGUAAGCGAAUUCAAUUUAAAUUGGACACCGGUUCUAUGCUAAAUGUUAUAGCGAAAAGUGAUUUUUUGAAGCUAGGAUUUUCUUUAAAAAUGUUAAAACCGUUCAUAAAACGCGUACAAUCUUUUACGGGCAAUGAUAUACCGAUAUUAGGUGCUGGUGAUUUGACAUUGUCACACGAGAGUAAGCUGUAUGAUUUAACAUUCGUUGUGGCUGAUUUUAAUUGUCAAAAUAUUCUUGGAUUAAAAGGUUGCAUCGCUUUGCACCUUAUUAACAGAGUGAACGCGGUGUGUGUGUACGAUAAAUACAAAAGUAGAUACCCAGAACUAUUUAAUGGUUUAGGAAAAUUGCCUGGCCGUUAUACUAUUUCUAUAAAUGACAAUAUUGAACCGGUCAUAUGUCCGCCGCGUAAGAUUCCUCUCGGGCUUCGCGAUAAAUUAUAUUCAGAGUUAUGCAGAUUGGAAAACAUGGGUGUCAUAAGAAAAGUGACCCACCCGACCGACUGGGUGAACGCCAUAGUUGUAGUUGCUAAAAAGAACGGCGACAUUCGAUUGUGCUUAGAUCCGCGACCUUUGAACCGUGCUAUUCGUCGGGCGCAUUAUAGUUUACCGACGGUAACCGAGGUAGCUGUCAAGUUGCGCGACGCGAAAUAUUUCAGCGUUUUAGAUGCGACGUCAUCGUUCUGGAUGAUCGAAUUGGAUGAUGCGAGUGCUGACCUUUGUACCUUCGGAACACCAUCGCACGGUCGGUACCAAUUUCUACGUCUACCGUUUGGAAUUAACUGUGCAUCGGAAGUUUUUCAUGCGAAAAUAAGACAGUAUUUGGAAGAUCUAGACGGCACCGACUCCUUUAUUGAUGAUAUUAUAGUUUGGGGGCGUACGAGAGAAGAGCACGAUAUGAGACUUGAACGUUUAUUGCAGCGAUCAAACGAAAUCGGUAUAAAAUAUAAUUAUAAUAAAUGCAAGUUUUGUGUUCGCGAAAUAGUGUUUUUAGGUCAUAAAUUUAAUUGUAACGGAAUGCAGCCUGAUGAUACUAAAAUCAAAGCUAUAAUAAGCAUGCCUGACCCGAGCGAUAGGAAAGCUUUAGAAAGGUUUCUCGGGAUGGUGAAUUAUUUAUCAAAAUUUAUUCCGAACUAUUCAGAAUCCGUUGCGGUGUUAAGAGGUUUAUUAAAAAAGGAUACGGAGUGGGUAUGGUAUCCUAAGCACUCCGAAGCAAUCGAAAACUUAAAAAAGAAAUUGUCGUCAGCUCCCGUGCUGGCUUUAUAUUCGCUGGAAUUGCCAGUGGUGGUGUCCGUUGAUGCGAGCGCGCACGCGGUCGGCGCCGUGCUGCUGCAGGCGGGCCGGCCCGUGGAGUUCGCAUCGCUCACGCUCACCGACACGCAGGUGCGCUAUGCGCAGAUAGAAAAAGAGAUGCUCGCGAUCGUGUUUGCCGUCGAACGAUUUCGCCAAUAUUUAUUUGGCAGACAAGGUAUAGUCGUGCAGUCGGAUCAUAAACCUUUAGAGGCUUUGUGCAACAAACCGUUGGCGUCGGUGCCUUGUCGCUUACAGCGUAUGAUGAUGCGCAUACAGGGCUACGAUUUGAAAGUCGUAUACACGCCCGGCAAAUUUAUGUACAUAGCCGACACGCUGUCGAGGGCGGCGUUGCCGGAGUUGUUGACCGAUCGGCUGAGCACAGAUGUUGAAUCGCAGACGUGUUUUCUCAUAGAAAACGCACACUUUAGUAAUGAAAAAUUAGAACUCAUAAAAAAGCAUAUUGUGAGCGAUGCCGAAAGUACAUCCCUAAUUUCAUAUAUUAUUAACGGUUGGCCGAAACAUAAGAAAAAUAUAAAUGAUAAUCUUCAACUAUUUUGGCAACAUAGAAAUCUUUUGCAGUACGCGGACGGGUUGAUUUUUAAAGACGAUGUUCUAUACAUACCGAAAAGCUUACGUAAGUUAAUGUUGGACAGAGUGCACGAGGGACAUUUAGGUAUAGACCGCUGCAAGCGGCGCGCGCGAGACGUGAUGUUCUGGCCCGGCAUGUCGCGCGACGUGGAGCGGGUCGUGCGGGGCUGUGCGGCGUGCGCGCAGCACGCACCCCGGCCGCGCCCCGCGCCGCUGCGUCCACAUUACGUGCCGGACAUACCAUGCUCACGAGAGUUUAAGAACUUCAUGUGCGAGUGGGAAGUGCGUCACAUGACGUCGUCACCCCACUAUCCGCAGUCGAACGGAAAAAGUGAACGCACAGUACAAACCGUAAAGCAACUACUUAAAAAAUGUAUCGAUUCCGGACAAGAUUUUUAUAUUAGUCUACUUAACUAUAGAACUACGCCGAGAGAUGGGAUAGACUCUCCGGCGCAGAUUUUGAUGGGUCGACGACUCAAUACAAAAUUACCAAUCAAUCAGAAAUUAUUGCGGGAAAAUGUUGAUAACGUUGCUAAUCAUAAAUCAGUUUUGAGUCGACAAGAGGAGAUGAAAAGGCGUUUCGAUAAGCGCGCGAAUCCGCUUAGGGAUUUGGCAGUCGGAGAGAAGGUUACCCUUGCGGACGGCACCGGUCGCAAGCCGGUCUCGGUAGUAGCGCGCGCGCCGGAGCCGCGCUCCUACCUUGUGCGCGACAACCGCGGGAAAGUGUGCAGGCGAACGAGGAGACACUUAAUAGCUCGCACGGCUCCGGCCAGUAAUGACAAUGUCACGUCACAGGCAUCUAGUACUUACGGUGACGCAGUGACAGAUGAUGAUGAUGAUAACAAUGAUAUUGAAUUUCAUUCACCUCAAAAGAUCACUAGCGAUAGUCCCAUACCCGGUAAAGAUGUCGAUCAAACGACAAAAAGAAAAGCAAAAAUGGUAGCUAAGGAAAAAAUCAAAAAUCUUAACUAA